CUCUCCCUGUCAGCAGCAGUCUCCUUCUCUCUCUCUCUCUCUCUCUCUCUUUCUCUCUCUCUGUCAGCAGCAGUCUCCUCCUCUCUCCCUCCCUCCCUCUAUCUCUCUCUCACUCUGACGAUGCGGACUGAAACUAAGGAUUAAUCAUUUUAAUCUGCGGGUUUUUUCAUCUUCUUCCUGUUUUUCACGAGUUAAAGAGGAACAGGAACGAGGAUUAAACUUUGACCCCACGUCUGUCUGUCCUCCCACACCGGUCUGUCCUCCCUCGCCGGUCUGUCCUCCCACACCGGUCUGUCCUCCCUCGCCGGUCUGUCCUCCCACACCGGUCUGUCCUCCCACAGCUCCAGGACUCUUCAGGGAUCCUCGCUGGGUUCCUCUUGAAGGUUCUCUGUGGUGUUCUGGACAGAUCCAUUCGCCUCAGGACAUCAGACCUUCAUGCGUCUCCCAGCAGUCAAAUCCAAACACACGUCCACGUCCACAUCCAGGCCCACAUCCACACCCACGUCCACCAUGAGCUGUGAACGGGAGUUUGGCGACGGGGUCAUGGGAGUCACACUCACACUGCGCCUUCUCAUGCAUGGAAAGGAAGUAGGAAGCAUCAUCGGGAAGAAAGGAGAAACUGUGAAGAGAAUAAGAGAAGAGAGCAGUGCAAGGAUCAACAUCUCUGAAGGUUCCUGUCCUGAGAGGAUCAUCACCAUCACUGGGCCGACAGACUGUGUGUUCACAGCUUUCACCAUGAUCACAUUUAAACUGGAGGAGGACCUGGCAGUGUUGCUAGUUAACGGCACAGUAACCAGUAAACCUCCGGUCACGUUGCGGCUGGUGAUCCCGGCGAGUCAGUGUGGCUCCCUCAUCGGGAAAGGUGGCUCGAAGAUCAAGGAGAUCCGAGAGACGACAGGUGCGCAGGUGCAGGUGGCAGGUGACCUCCUCCCCAACUCCACAGAGAGAGAGGUGACGAUAUCAGGGAGCCAGGACGCCAUCAUCCAUUGUGUCAAACUCAUCUGCACGGUCAUCGUAGAGUCGCCGCCAAAGGGAGCGACGAUCCCAUACAGACCGAGCCCGACGCCCGGCACCAUGCUGCUGACAGGAAACCAGGUGUUUGAGGCGUCAGACUUUGGUUCUCAUCCUCUGUUCUCAGUGACCCAGGGAGGAGUGGACCUGCAGCAGACGUAUGCAGUACAGGGUCACUACAGCAUCCCACAUGCAGAGUUAGCAAAGCUGCACCAGUUCUCACUGCAGCAGCAGGGCCUGACUCCCAUCAGCCAAUCAGCUUCACAGGUUCUGUCUGGUGCUGUUGAAGCUUCUUCCCAAACAUCAUCUCAAGAGCUCCUCAUUCCAAAUGAUCUGAUUGGCUCCAUCAUCGGUCGCCAAGGCUCCAAGAUAAACGAGAUCCGUCAGGUGUCAGGAGCUCAGAUCAAGAUCGGCAGUCAGAUGGACAGCAGCAGUGAUCGUCACGUCUCCAUCAGCGGCUCGCACAUCGCCAUCAACCUGGCACACUACCUCAUUACUGCGUGUUUAGAGACAGCCAAAUCCACCGCCCAGUCCUCCUCCAUGUCGUCUCCCGUUGACCUGACCAUGAGCUUCACCCAGCCUGCUCCCCCCGCCUCUACCUCGUCCUCCUCCUCCUCUUCCUCCUCCUCCUCCUCCCUGGCAGCGAUGGGCGCCGCACUGCCCCACGCUCCCAUCCUGGGCGCUCCCUACGCCCUCCCCCUCUCCAGCCUCCUGGGAGUGAAAUCCUUCCCGUACCUAGCACUGUCCACGCCCCCUGCGGCAAUGGCUUCCAUGUUACCGGGCUCAGUGGCGUCGGGAGCGACCGUCCCGGUCCAGGCUCACGCUGCAGCUGCGGCGGCAGCGGCGCUGGCGUCCUACACCACUAAGAUUUCCACGUCAGCCAAUGGGAUGAAGAAGCUGGAGCGACAGAAGUUUGCUCCAUACUGAUGAAGGUCAGAGGUCAGAGGCGGGGUUUUUCUCAGAUGGAGGGCACUUGUAUUUUGUCUUUUCUCUUUUUUUUUUCUUAUUGAUUCGUCUGAACUGAACAAAGUGGGAUCAGUGGAAAAUGUUUAUUUAUGAUCAGGUUUGUUGCAAAGAAUCAGGUUUUUUUGACGUAGACUCUACAUCAGUGGAAGCUCGGGUUCACACUGGACACGGCUCGUUAUGUCACAUCCUGUUCUUGUUUUAAAGUAAAAGCACUGAAGCAUUUCUUUUUAUUUCAACAAAGCUUUAAUGGACCAACAGAGCCAUGGUUCUCAAACUGUGGUACAUGCACCAUCAGUGGUACAUGGAGGAUGUUAUGCUGUAUAAACCAGGGUGUGUGUGUGCGGUAGAGUGUGUAGGAAAUGAUUAAAUAAUAAUAAUGAGUCACUUUAUCUCUCCAUCACUCCAUGUUAACCCUGAAGGACUAUGUUCAUGUGUUCAUACAUAUUCAUAUAUGGAUGUUUUCUUUGUUCCUACAGUCCUACUAAAACAAGUGUUACACUCAGACCCUUAAGGACAAAAAUGUCCUUUUGAAACUCAUUCAAACUGCAAUUUUUCAUCCCUUACAUUAAAACAUAAAACAAGCAAUUUUUAUUAUAUCUAGGUUUCAAAUCUGGGUUUUUACCAUGGACCUGAUCCUUUUUACUAAUCUCCAGCAGAAAAACAUGCUAUUUCCACUAGUGUUGCUGCUAAUUAUUGACAUUUAUACUUUGCAUGUAGUAUAUUGAAAAAAAAAAGUAAUCUAAACAUGGUGACAUCAUGACCAAAACCUGGCAUUUAAAGGGUUAAAAUCUUAGAACAAUUAAUUAGUAUUUGAUAUCAAUAAUUAGGUCAGAUGUAGGUGAAAUAAAAGUAGAAUUUUUGUGAUGGUUUGUUUUUUGUUUGAGUUUUUCUUGUGGCUUUUUUCCUUGUAUGUUAUUAUUAUUGUUAUUAUUAUCAUUAUUAUUAUAAUUAUUAUUAUUUUUAGAGCUCACCCUACUUUCACUAUACCAGUGUUUGUUGAGUAUAUGUGAGGAAGAGAAUAAAUCUGCCUCCUGUGAAAAGUUUACACCACUGUAUUUUAACAGUUAUACUAUUUUCUCAGCUGUUCCUUGGUAUUUAAAAAAUAGAUGUUUUAUGAUUUUCAAAGGCAGCGUUUGUGUAAAAACCAGUGUGAACCCGACCUCAGUGAAAAAACAGCAAGGGUCGUAAAAAACCAAAGAUAAUAAUUGAAUUAUAAGACGACGUUUAAACUCUUAAAUAUCAAUAUUUAUAUCAUGGGUUGAGUAUCAUUAGGAUUGUAUAGAUACUUAUAGUGCUUAUCAAUACUUUUAUUGAUACUCGUGCAAAAUAAUGAAUAUGUGCAUAAGCAGUGAUUUAACGCUGUAUUCCACCUGCAGUCGCAACUCUGGAUUUUACCGUUAAUCACACUUAUAUCACGUUUGUUUAAUUUUUAAGCAUAAAUGUGUUGCUAACGCUGUUUAUGUUCACGAAAUACCACAGCUGCUAAUGCUAACAGAUCAGUUAGCAGCUGCUACAUUAGCCAACAUGACCAGUUAGCAGCUGCUACAUUAACUAAGAUGACCUGUUAGCAGCUGCUGCUAUAUUAGCCAACAUGACCAGUUACCAGCUGCUAUAUUAGCUAACAUGAUCUGUUAGCAGCUGCUACAUUAGCUAACAUGACCAGUUAGCAGCUGCUGCUAUAUUAGCCAACAUGACCAGUUAGCAGCUGCCACAUUAGCUAACAUGACCAGUUAGCAGCUGCUGCUAUAUUAGCCAACAUGACCAAGUUAGCAGCUGCCACAUUAGCUAACAUGACCAGUUAGCAGCUGCUACAUUAGCCAACAUGACCAGUUAGCAGCUGCUAUAUUAGCCAUGAAUGUACAAAUGUAGGUACACAAUCAUUGUUAGUUAAGUUUCCCUUUAUCGACCAGCAAGCUGUGAAUUUUGAUGCUAACUUCAGCUUCGUUACAGACUCCAGCGCUAAUUAACGUUUUUACGUGCUUUUAUUGUGACGUGUCAGAGGAAGUUUAUCAGAAGGUUGACGAUGUUGUAAUGAUGUCCAUACUGGUGAAAAGCACCAGGAGGCAGUGUUAGCAUUAGCAUACUUAAAGUGACAGUGAACUCUUCCGAAGUAAAUUUUUCACACGUUUUUUCCUGCCAACAUGGUGGAGUAACCAAAGUCAUAUGACGUCUGAUCAUUUGGAACGAGGAACUGGUUCCAGUUUAGUUUCCUAGUUUAGUUUCAUAUCGUACAGCUUUGUCGUGGGUUUUUUUGCGAUCACGUUUGCAGUCGUGUCAGAUUCGGGAUCACACGAGCUUGUGUGCGACAUUUCCGACAUUUCUUUCCUCAGACAAUCGUGUACAGCAGCAGUUUUGCUGAGUCACUGUGAGCAGAAAUGAACCUCAGGGUCACUCAUUCCUCGCGUGUUUACGUCUCUGUGUGCAAAGACAAAUCGCAAAGAGACAAACAAACAAAACUUCAGGUAACAUUUGACUUUUUUAAAGGAGCAGUUCCCUGUUUUACUGUAAAGCUGUGUCUCGUUUCACAGGUCGCUGAGGAACAGAGCUAACAGCACAUAGCGGUUUUAAAUAGAUUUAUUUUUUUAACAUAUGUUCAUGUAAAGCCUGGUACUUAUGUUUAAAUGUUAGUUUAGUUUGUUGGCCGUGGACGAAAAACACGCAUUUCUGGGCUGAGACUAUUCACUGUUUUCCAUCACACACUUCUAACUCGACUUGUUUUCCAUGAUUUCAUAGCUCCUCCUCCAGGUGGGCGGUUUCACAGCAUGUCUGUGUGAAACUGUGGUGACGUUGUUUUGUCUCUGCGACACAAACACAAACGAGUAAACUUGUAAAGCAGUUGUUUUGGUUGAAAGUGAAUCCUUAGAAUCAUUAGAAUCAUUAGAAUCAUUAGUUGACAGAAUGGUUCAGUCGUUCAGUCACUGCCGUCUCUGAAUCCUCCACACUCCUCUCUGAAAACACAUUUGCUGAAUGUUGCACUUGAACGUUUUUAAGUCUUUUAACUUUGAUCUACAGUUGGAUGUUGACAUUGUUGACUUUGACGUCGCGCUCGUGACUCUUCAGUGACGACACUCUCUGACCAAUCAGAGGCCGGCAGUCUGACGUCACAUGUUAGUAUCAGCUGAACCUCGUCAGAGCAGGAACUAAAACAAACAGCAGGUUCUGUCACUGAUUAUUGUUGAGUUAGGAAUGUAGUGUAAUGGAAAAGCGUCAUCAGACACUGUGACACACUCAGCCUCCAAAUGCAGACUCUGAAGGAGGCGGAGCCUGGAAGGACAAUAAUCCAACCUAUGACAUCAUCAUUUUCCAAUAAUCCCACUUCACUCUGUCUUCGUCUGAACUCUGUGUGUGUGUGUGUGUGUGUGAGUUUUGUUUGUUGCCCUCGUCGCGGAGACUCCGUCAGAGUUCGCGGAGUCUCCGUCAGAGACUCCGUCAGAGUUCGCGGAGACUCUGUCAGAGUUGGUUGAUGUUGUUGGUGCGGUGGAAACUUUAAAAGCCAUAAAGACUUUAGCAGCUUUCUCUCUCUUGUAUACUCACACAUGUAUUGAAUAAUGUGAAAUAUUCCCUCAGAGAGUUUCUAACACUGAGCUUUUCUAUAACAUGUAUGCGACUGUUUUGUUGUGUUGUUGUCGUCGUUCACAUUUAAAAAUGUGUUGAUUAUUAAAUUAUUUUUUUUAACUUAUAGUGUUUUAGAAAAAAAGAAUCUUCCUAAAAUGGCUGCAGGUAAAAACUCUUUGUUUAAAUUGAACAAAACAACAACAACAACAUUAUAAUAAUAAUAAUAGUAAUAAUUAAUAUCACUGUAUAAUGAAUGCUAAUAACCAGAUGUUUCUGUUUGUUUUCACCUGUGACCACACACACACACACACACACACACACACACACAAACACACAAACACACACACGUCUCCUCACUCACUGUAUUUGUUUACGUUUGUUUUUGCAUGAGUGCAACUUGAAUUGAUGUCUAUGCAAACACUGUGUGUGUGUGCGCGCGAGCGCGUGUGUGUGUGUGUGUGCCCGCGUGUGCAUGUGUGUGUGCUUUAUCCUCCACAUGAGGGUUGCAGCUAAUCAGAUUAAGAUAAUCUGAAAUAUAAACUUUGGGACUAAAACAGAAACAUUUUAUUCUUCUUCAUUCAUAGGAAUUUUUUUUUUUUCCCACUGGUCGUGCACCAAACUCCCAGCAUGCACUAGGGUCACUGAAUCUGACCACACUGCGACGCCAUACGAGGCAGCAGUGAGCGCACACAUUCGCACAUUCACACAUUCACACGUUCACGGUUAUGAAAACUGUAUUAUUGCACUUGAACAUGAAAACAUAAUCAUCCAUCUUUGUUUUUGCAUCUCAGUGUUUGUGAUUCUCUGUUUUCUUCAUGUUCUAAUAAAUAAAUAAAUGAA
Solea solea (common sole) is the source of this 6372-nucleotide messenger RNA. It is a transcript of the gene pcbp4, whose product is annotated as poly(rC) binding protein 4. Bases 436 to 1938 code for a protein of 500 amino acids. The record is from RefSeq and is a predicted model, not a curated record. The transcript is spliced from 14 exons. Lineage: Eukaryota; Metazoa; Chordata; Actinopteri; Pleuronectiformes; Soleidae. Gene Ontology annotation, cellular component: nucleus; cytoplasm. Gene Ontology annotation, biological process: negative regulation of mRNA splicing, via spliceosome. Gene Ontology annotation, molecular function: mRNA binding.